UUGGUGCCGGCGCCAUGGCGGGUCUGCUGCGCGCGCUGCGGGGCCUGCCCCUGCGGCAGGCGGCCGGGCCGGCCCGGGGUUGCAGGGGGUCGGGACGCGGGGACGCAGGCUCUCUUACACAGUCCAAGCCCUCUCUGCGGGAGGCCGACUGGCAGAAGAAACUGACCCCUGAGCAGUUCUAUGUCACCAGAGAGAAAGGAACUGAAGCGCCUUUCAGCGGGAUGUACUGGAACACCAAGGAGACAGGGAUGUACCACUGUGUGUGCUGUGAUAGCCCACUCUUCAGCUCUGAGAAGAAGUACUGUUCUGGCACUGGCUGGCCUUCAUUUUCUGAGGCUCAUGGCACAAGAGGCUCAGAUGAAAGUCACACAGGCAUCCUGAGACGCCUGGACACUUCCUUAGGAUGUGCUCGCAUGGAGGUGGUCUGCAAGCAGUGUGACGCUCACCUUGGCCAUGUGUUUCCUGAUGGACCUGAGCCCACUGGCCAAAGGUUCUGCAUCAACAGUGUGGCCCUGAAGUUCAAACCAAGCAAGCACUGACCAUCUCCGGGAGGCCGUGCUCUGCCCUCCCUCGUGGAGCCUCGAUUCCACAAUUCAGGUGGAUGCCUUGCUUUACCUGCUGUAGGUGAAGGUUGUUACUGGUGGCAGGGAAGCCACAGCUUCUUAGUCACCUAAAACAACUCAAUCUGAGUUGUUCACUUGGGUGGUAGAAUUUCAACUGGCUGCCAAGGCUUUGGGUGGGACCACAGGGUGGGGUUCUCAGAGAAUUUCAACAGGUUCAUGGGCUGAUGGGGGUCCCCAAACCACCUGAAGGGAACCUGAAUUGGCCAUCUCAGUUAAUUCCUUCAUGGACAUACACAGGUGAGGGUUCAAUGGGGAGAGAAAGGAAUAGAUGGGAUGGAAGGGACUCGAGAUCCCAAUAUGGAAGAGGAGGUUGGUGUGGCCAAGCAUGGGAGACACACAGUGAUGUGUGAGACCCAUGGUUUCUUAUAAAAAUGUCACUAACUCUACCUUUCAACUCACAGGUGGAAUCUAUGUGAGUAGAGCCAACUUCCAUGAUUAUGAUAACGUUCUUCCUCAAUUCUUUGCUACAACAAUAAACUUCAAAAUAUUCAAAUACAAUAUUGAGAUCAAUGCUUA
Messenger RNA from Psammomys obesus (fat sand rat), 1139 nucleotides. RefSeq names its product methionine sulfoxide reductase B2 (gene Msrb2). The record is from RefSeq and is a predicted model, not a curated record. Bases 15 to 539 code for a protein of 174 amino acids. NCBI's taxonomy places the organism in Eukaryota, Metazoa, Chordata, Mammalia, Rodentia, Muridae. Gene Ontology annotation, biological process: response to oxidative stress; protein repair. The transcript is spliced from 5 exons. Gene Ontology annotation, molecular function: peptide-methionine (R)-S-oxide reductase activity. Gene Ontology annotation, cellular component: cytoplasm.